AUGGCGAAUGGAACGGCGGAUACUAUGUUGAAUGCUAUGUCGACGCGAGGGGAGUCGACAGAGGGGAGCGUGGGCGGGAUGUGUGUCGUCUUCACGGUCCGCUACCAGCGCCAUGAAACUCUCCACACCAGGGCGCAGCUGGCAGGAGCAUGUUCCUUCUUCUUGUACGAGGCGCACAUGCACGCCGUCGCCGACGAAAUUGCAUCACGACAGGCCCGCUCCCUCGUUCCCCGGGGCCGUGACCAAAGCGCCCUGGCCUUGGGUCCAAAGACAAACGACGCCUCACUGUGCGCGAGCCUGCAUAACCCGACCCGACGUCCCUGCCUGCGCCUGUGCCUGUCACAAACGAGGUCAGUCCCUGAAACACGCUCAGCCAUAGUCAGCCCUCCGCUGUCCAGCACGCGACGCGCCAAUGCCAACGACAAUGUCCAGCAUCACCCUUUCUGCACCUCCAUCACGCCCCCUCUGCAAACACCUCGACGCCUUGACCUGACUGCACCGCACUGCAUAAUCUUCGCAUCGCACCCACUCUCGGCCAUUUCAUGCCCCUUUUCCCCACACAACCCUGACCCUCAUGACGACAUGCCAUCAUCUGUGCACCGCGCAAUCCCUCCAAGAACACAACUCGUGGCAUGGUCAUGCAUCCCAACUACACGCCAAGAUAAAUUCUGCAUGUCACUAGCUAUGGCGCUCAAGAUUACUCUGCACAACUGA
Dothidotthia symphoricarpi CBS 119687 is the source of this 714-nucleotide messenger RNA. RefSeq lists its product as uncharacterized. The coding region runs from base 1 to 714 and encodes 237 amino acids. The transcript has a single exon. The record is from RefSeq and is a predicted model, not a curated record. Lineage: Eukaryota; Fungi; Ascomycota; Dothideomycetes; Pleosporales; Dothidotthiaceae.